Messenger RNA from Suillus paluster, 1251 nucleotides. RefSeq names its product succinyl-CoA synthetase beta chain SSC-beta. Gene Ontology annotation, molecular function: succinate-CoA ligase (ADP-forming) activity; metal ion binding; ATP binding. The transcript has 9 exons. The coding region runs from base 1 to 1251 and encodes 416 amino acids. The record is from RefSeq and is a predicted model, not a curated record. Gene Ontology annotation, biological process: tricarboxylic acid cycle; succinyl-CoA metabolic process. Gene Ontology annotation, cellular component: succinate-CoA ligase complex; mitochondrion. NCBI's taxonomy places the organism in Eukaryota, Fungi, Basidiomycota, Agaricomycetes, Boletales, Suillaceae.
AUGCUUGCCUCCUUCAGAACAGCAGGCUCGUUGGCUCGACAAGCAGCAUCUGUCGGGCAAAGGCGUUGCCUAUCUAUUCACGAAUACCAGUCAGUGAACCUACUUAACUCGUAUGGUAUACCGACACCAAAGAGCGUUGUUGCAAGAUCUCCCGAAGAGGCCUACAACGUUGCCCAGAAUUUUGGCACGGACAAGCUAGUGAUUAAGGCACAGGUGCUUGCCGGUGGUCGUGGCAAAGGAAAGUUCGACAAUGGCUUCCAGGGAGGUGUACAUACCGUCGACAACCCACAGCAAGCCUGGGACUAUGCUGGCAAGAUGAUUGGUUCGAAACUCAUCACGAAGCAAACCGGUGUUGCUGGUAGAAUCUGCAAUUCUGUUAUGCUUGCGGAGCGUCGGGAUCCCUCCCACGAAUACUAUGUUGCUGUACUCAACGACCGCGUUACCCAAGGCAUUGUUCUUGUCGCGUCCAACCAGGGAGGCAUGAACAUCGAGGAAGUUGCUGCAACUAAUCCUGACGCCAUCAUCACGACUCCCAUUGACUUCGAGAAGGGUCUGAGCAAGUCCACGGCCCUUGAACUUGCUAGAACUCUUGGAAUCAAGGAAGGUGGACAAGAAGCAGCAGCAGACAUUUUCAUCAAUUUGUGCAAGAUAUUCAAGGACAAGGAUGCUACUCAAAUUGAAAUCAACCCUAUGGCCGAAACUGUUGAUGGCCAUGUACUUUGCAUGGACGCUAAAUUCGGCUUUGAUGACAAUGCCGAGUUCCGUCAUAAGGAUGUCUUCGCGCUCCGCGACAUUUCUCAGGAGGAGCCAUCGGAAGUUGAAGCUCAGAAGGCCGGUCUGAACUUCAUCAAGCUCGAUGGCAGCAUUGGUUGUUUGGUCAACGGUGCAGGACUGGCCAUGGCAACCAUGGACGUCCUGGCUCUGCAUGGCGGCAAUCCCGCCAACUUCUUGGAUUGCGGAGGAGGUGCCACUCCCGAGACGGUCAAAAAAGCCUUCGAGAUUCUCCUCUCUGACCCUAAGGUCAAGAGUAUCUUUAUCAACAUCUUCGGUGGUAUCAUGCGAUGCGAUUACAUUGCCGAGGGUGUCAUCAGGGCAACCAAGGAGCUUGGUGUCAACGUUCCAUUAAUCGUCAGAUUGAAGGGAACAAUGGAAGCGGAAGCGAAGGCGAUGAUCAAGGAGUCUGGUCUGAAGAUAGUCGCAUUGGACAGCCUUGACGAAGCUGCCGAGGCUGCUGUGCAGCUGGCAGUUUAG